AGGUCAUCUGGCACCCGCCCGCGCCCACAGGAAAGCAAGCCGCCGAGUCCACGGAAGGAGUGGGGGUAAAGCGUCUCGCUCAUCUCGGCGUCCGCCGGUGCCGCCACGCUGCCGGCCGGCCGGCCGGUCAGUCAGUUGUUUGUCAGAGCUAGCUCACUGCAAAGGUGCUGUCAAGCGAUUCACUGCUUCGGCUCAUUCGUUUCUUGUUCCUAGCAUUUGUGUGUUAAAAUGGCUCCUAAGUACAAGUUAACUUACUUCAACAUUCGCGCUUUGGCAGAGCCUAUUCGCUUUCUGUUUGCUUAUGGGAAUAUUGAAUAUGAAGAUAUCCGCAUCGAGCGUGAAAAUUGGCCCAAAGUGAAAUCAUCCUAUCCUGCCGGUAAAUUGCCCAUCUUGGAAGUUGAUGGCAAAAUUGUGGUUCAGUCUUCCGCAAUUUGCAGAUACCUUGCCAAACAGGUUGGAUUAGCUGGAGCCAACGAUUGGGAAGCCCUAGAAAUCGACAGUGUGGUCGACACAAUUACAGAUGUUCGCCUUCAAAUUGUAUAUUAUGCUUUUGAAGAGGAUAAAGCUGCUAAGGCAAAGAAGAAGGAAACGCUUGAGAAGGAAACAUUGCCAGCUUACUUGUCACGACUGGAAUCCAUUGCAAAAGAAAAUGGAGGCUACUUUGUUGGUGGCAAGUUGACUUGGGCAGACUUAUACCUUGCAGCAAUUCAUGAAACAUUUACACAUUUUCUUGAAGGCAAUCCCCUUGAUUCUUACCCUAGUCUUCAGGGUGUGGUAGACAAAGUGUAUGCAUUGCCUGCCAUAAAGGACUGGAUUGCGAAGAGACCCAAGACUGACAUUUAAGAUCGAGAUACCCUGCUGCUACAAUAAUGAAGAGAUCUGUUUUUAAAACUUGUACUAUUGUAAGAUUUAGUUUUCAAGUUGUGGAAAUGAAUAUUUUCCCCCCUAAAAAUAUCUCAUUGUGUUGAAGAAAUGAUUUUAUUGUUCAUAAAUUAUACAAUUCUGUGAAUAAAAAUGGUAGAAAUCUGUAUUAAUAUUUUUAAUUUGUUUGUUAGUUUGGGCACAACAACCUUGGUUGAAACUCUUGCAAUGCUAAAACCUCUCAGUGUAAUAGAAGAAUAGUGCUACUUAAAGAUUUCAGUCUUCAUCAACUUAAACACAGGUCUAUUGUUCAGUUUUGACGGUCAUGAAGUGAAGUAUGCAAAAGCCAUUAGAAUAAGCACUUGUCUCUUAAUGUUUACACAUACACAUUACGAAGUUUCAAUAUAAAUUUUUACUAUUUCUUUAAUAUUAGAUUAUGCAUUGAGAAAUCUCAGAUGUUGGUAUGUUGUUAUUUUUCAAAGGGACAAUCCUUCAUGCAAGAUUUUUGAUGAUUUAAAAGGUGUACAAGAAUAAUCAUAAAAAUUCAUAUUGCUUUAGUAAAGCAGAGCGUAAUAUAUAAAAGUAAUGUCACAAAAAUAUGGGUUAUGAAUUGUUCACGGUGGAGAGGACAGGAAUAAGAUUUAAUUUUUUUUUUUUAGUACCAAGACUACAAUAUUCAAACCAUUUGGUUCUAAAUUAUUUUUUGUGAUACUUCUGUAUCCUUUAUCAGCUGUUUAGUAACAGAAUGUUAACUUGUUAAAAAUGGACAUUACUGUCUGAAUACAUUUUUUUCUGCAUUUUCAGGUGAUUUUUCUGCUGUUAUGUGUGACUACAUAUGAUUUCUAAAUUUUUAUAUGUAUGAUUUUUCUAGAAAAGUACAAUGUCAAUGUGAACAAACUAGAAUGUAAUGUCAAUACAAUGACUAAUUGGAAAGAACAUUUUUUCUUUUUCAAAUAUUUUAUUCUGAGGAUGUGGUUAGUUUUAUGAAAAACUAUUUUUGGAAUUCUUACCUUGCCUCUUGCUCUUGAGCUAUUAAUUCCAUGACAUGGAUACAAUUGACAUAAAUUUCUUUAAAACUUCAACAAUGUCUCCUGUUAUUUAUUUUUUGCCUUCAAGAAGAAAACAAAUAUUAACUCUUGUUAUUCAGGGUUGCAUCAAAUGCCACCUUGUCAUUAACACAAACUAGUGGUGCUACAGAAUGGCAGUAUUUCUAGACCUAAUUAGUUUUCUAAUUUUUUGUCUGGGCUAGCUUUUGGACUUGCUUCAUAUUCUCGCCAGCUGCCAUCUGAUGCUGAUAAAAGUACCAUUUUUUAAAAAAUGUUCUUAAUUUUGGGGUUUCCAAAUGGUAGAACCAAAGUAUUACCUUAAAAAUAUUAUAAAGAGUAAACCCAGGCUUAUAAGGAAAUUUUCGUUGAAAAAUUUGGAGCCAUUUUUAAGAAAAUUCGGUUGCAAGCAUUACUGUAAAUAUGAAAUUUGAAGAUAUUUUAAAC
Messenger RNA from Gryllus bimaculatus (two-spotted cricket), 2351 nucleotides. The record is from the annotation of a GenBank genome assembly. Lineage: Eukaryota; Metazoa; Arthropoda; Insecta; Orthoptera; Gryllidae.